AUGAGGCCUUUGUUAUUCCUUGUACUCCUUGUUAUCUUGCAAGUUAGCUUGUUGCAUGUUAAUGCUAUUCCUCAAAUAACAGCAAUUACCAAAUUGACUUCAGAUUUAAAAAUUACAAUUCAAGGUCAAUACUUUACACAAAAACCAAAUCAAAAACCACUUCUGUAUUGGCAUGCUGACUUUGGCAUACUCCCAUCAAUAGAAUUUGGUAGAAAAUCUAAUUGGGACAGUACUUUUGGUGGUGAUCUGGUCAACUCUACCACUCCAAAUGUGGUCAUUUCAAAGGGAUCAAGAAGUGCCAUCAGACUUGAUCAUGGGACAAAGGAAAGUGCCAUUCUCUCUCUUGUUGAAUUCAACUCUUCCCAACUCUACGUAUGGAGAAGAAGAUACGAUGCCUUUUCAUUGGAAAAGGACAGAGCUAUCAGAACAAGAUAUAUCAAUGCCAAAGCAUUGAAUGGAUAUAACUCAACUGUUGUUACUACAGGCAUGUGGAUGACCACAUUGGAUAAAUCAAUUUGGGCUCAGGUCAACUAUGCACCAGCUGGUGCAGCAUUCUAUUCAGCAACUGUUGGAAAUAUUAACAAUGAUGCAACUGUAACAGUGCAACGCAUUCAGACUGGCACUCCAAUCUUAUUCUAUGGUGAAAAUGAUGUCCAAUUCUCAACACCACUCAUCAAUGCGACAGCCAAUGAAGGCACAGGUGUCUACUUUUCUUUCAAUCACAAAGUUUUUAGAUUGUGGGUUGAGUAUGGAGUGGAACCAAUUAAUGUCUAUAUGAGUCUUGAUAAAUAUGGAAUGGUGGAAGUGGAACAUAGUGUAGAUGGACCAUUCUUGAGAUCAACCUGGAUGAAUAAGAUCCAACCAGCUGAACGUAGAUGGGUAAAUGAAGAAUUUCAGUAUCAAUCUAAUAGUGUUAAUGAAAUUGAUGGAAAAUUGCACUUUUGGCAGGAUAAUUUGAGAGCUUGGAAUGAAAGUAAGAGAUUUCGGUUUAGAACAACUUCAAGACCAAAUCCAUUCAAACAAGUAUAUCAAACUCAAGUCUCUAAUGGAGCUCAAAUUAAUUCAUUCGAGUAUUUUGACUCGCUCUAUAUUGAUGAAACUUGGCAUCGAGUUUUGAUAGGAAACUCAUCUGUUUAUUCCAACUGUACUAAACUGGAAUUGAUAGUUCCAAACAAGUGGAACGAAACGACCAUUGAAGGAACUUUGAGAUUGGGAGAAUUUACAGACACUCCUCUCAAUCAAUUGUUUGUUUAUGUCCUUGAUGCAAAUGGUGUGGUCAAUAGAAAUGGUUUCAAUUUGGCAGUUUCAAACCAACCCACUUCAUCAGGUCUAGUUGUAGUUGGAACUUUAUCUAAUACCAAAAGAGUCAAUUCCAUUGUUUCUCAUGCUAAUCAAUUGGUUUCUUCAUUCGCAUUCCUGAUUAUCAUGUUCUUUUUAAUAGAUUUGCAGCUCGCUGUUGCUGCUGUUUCAUGUUGGUUUUUUUAA
This is a messenger RNA of Naegleria gruberi, 1485 nucleotides long. RefSeq lists its product as uncharacterized. NCBI's taxonomy places the organism in Eukaryota, Heterolobosea, Eutetramitea, Acrasida, Naegleriidae. The record is from RefSeq and is a predicted model, not a curated record. The transcript has a single exon. Bases 1 to 1485 code for a protein of 494 amino acids.